AUGAAUGAUGUCAAAGAACCCAAAUUUGAAGCAAGCUCAUUUGUGGGGUUAACAGAUGUUUUAAUCCAUGAAAUCCUGUUUCGAUUGCCUUUGAAAUCAUUAGGAAUACUCAAAUGUGUCUGCAAGAAAUUGAAUACCCUAAUCUCAGACCCCGAAUUCACCAUCCCUCUUCUCGAAUUAUUGAAAUCUACCACUCCACCCUUAACCAUUGCUAUGCUACAAUAUAAUACCAUAGCCUCACUCAACUUUACAAGUUACACUGAUAUCAAUGAGGGUGUAAGCUUAACCCCAUGGGACCGACAAUUCGGCAACAAUGCCAUUUUUGAGAGUUGUUACUAUUUCAUUAUUGGAUCGUGUUAUGGUCUUUUAUGUCUUUACAUUAAGGAGGGGAAACGAGGAGAAGAUAUGAUGUAUAUUUGGAACCCUUUUUUUAGAAAAUCCAAAAGGAUUGCUUUGCCUUUUGGAGGGAAUUCAACUUAUGUUCAUGUAGAUUCUUGCUGGUUUGGCUUUGUUCAAUCCUUGAAUGACUACAGGAUUGUCUUGGUUUCUACGGUGUGUAAGCCAUACUGUGGGAAGCGAAUGCAUUUGUACUCGUUAAGGUUUGAUCAUUGGAGAGUAAUGUGUGUUAGUGAUGAAGAUGUGUCUUUUAUUUCGGGAUCUAACUCAGUUUUCAUGAAUGAGGCAUUGCAUUACCUUGUUCAUCGUGAGUGCAUACUUAAAUUUGAUUUAGAUACCGAAACUGUUGAGAGGAUACCCUUCUCAAUUGUGCCUAAGCUAUUUCCGAGAGUUGAUCAGGUGUUACUUGGUGUCAUUGGAGAAUAUGAUUGUCUAUGUGUUGUGUUUGUACAUUAUUCCAUGAAGGACUUUGAGGAGGAAGACUCAAGGGGAAACUGUGAAAAUGUGGAAUGGAUGCUUGAGUUAUGGAUGUUGGAGGAAUAUGACAAUUGGAAUUCUUGGAAAAAGUUAUAUAGAAUCGACUUGAGGGAGGAGAUUGCUACACGUUGCACCCAAUUUUUAGGGCUCACAUACAAUGGCAUUAUUUGCAUUCAAGCUGUGGCUGAUGGACUUGUGGUUGUUAACCCAAGGUGCAAUCCGCCUUCACAUAUUUUUGUUAGGGAGGCUGGUGCAGAGGUUUUUAAGUUGACCGAUUAUGUGGAAAGUCUUGUUUUACCUUUAAAUCCCCUUCCUCUUGAUAAGGAUGUUGAUAAUGAUGAUGAUAGUGAUGAUGUUGAUUUUCUUUAUUAUGGUGAUGAAGACGAUGAUGAUGAUGAUUAA
This is a messenger RNA of Chenopodium quinoa (quinoa), 1275 nucleotides long. RefSeq names its product F-box/kelch-repeat protein At3g06240-like. The transcript has a single exon. NCBI's taxonomy places the organism in Eukaryota, Viridiplantae, Streptophyta, Magnoliopsida, Caryophyllales, Amaranthaceae. Gene Ontology annotation, molecular function: protein binding. The coding region runs from base 1 to 1275 and encodes 424 amino acids. The record is from RefSeq and is a predicted model, not a curated record.